Purpureocillium lilacinum is the source of this 1548-nucleotide messenger RNA. RefSeq lists its product as uncharacterized. Gene Ontology annotation, biological process: transmembrane transport. NCBI's taxonomy places the organism in Eukaryota, Fungi, Ascomycota, Sordariomycetes, Hypocreales, Ophiocordycipitaceae. Gene Ontology annotation, molecular function: transmembrane transporter activity. Gene Ontology annotation, cellular component: membrane. The record is from RefSeq and is a predicted model, not a curated record.
AUGCAUCAAGACGACGUGCAGCAGGACCGGGUUUCUCAUCAGGCCCCGGAGCCAGACACGCUGGUAGCAGACGACCUGAAGGAAAAGCAGCUCCACAACCAGCAGCAUGAUGAUUCGGCAGAACUCUUCGCGGGGGACACCUUCGCUUUCGAGUACACUGAAGAGGAAGCGACCAGAGUCCGAUGGAAGUUGGACCUGUCUAUGCUUGCGAUGAUGACCAUGUCGUACUUUUUGUGUUUCAUUGACAAAGUCGCGCUGUCAAACGCGUCCAUCCUGGGCCUCCGAACCGACAAUCAUCUACAUGGCCAGCAAUACAGCUGGGUAUCAGGGAUAUUUUACUUUGGCUAUCUGAUUGCGCAAUAUCCGAGCUCGAUCUUAAUGCAGAAAUUGCCAAUCGGUCGGUAUUUUGGCGGCAUGGUUGCGCUCUGGGGUGUCACGACGACCUGCAUGGCAACAACCCAUAGUUUCGCGUCCCUUGCUACGGCCAGGUUUUUCCUGGGCGUGUUUGAGAGCUGCUUGCACCCUGUCCUCACGAUGCUGGUUGGCCAGUACUGGACUCGGAGGGAGCAGCCCCUGCGAGCGUGCAUUUGGUGGGCUGGGGGACCGCUGGGCGGAUUCACGCUCGAUGGCAUUGCUUACGCAGUUUCCGGUUCGAGUUCACUGGGAUCCAAGUAUGCUGAAUGGCAGGUCUUGUUCCUUAUCUUCGGGCCCAUCAGUAUCGCCUGGGGCUUGCUGCUUUUCUUCAUCCUCCCAGCGUCUCCCAUGAAGGCCUGGUUUCUCACAGAGCGGGAGAGGAAAGUGGCCGUUAUGAGGGUCAUCAAGAACCACACGGGUAUCGAGAAUCGCAACUAUCGGCUAUACCAGGUCAAAGAGUGUCUUACAGACAUCCAGCCAUGGAUCUUCUGGUCGCUGGCAUUGCUUCAAUGCGUCGUGGGGAGUGGAUUGACCAACUUUGACAAAAUCGUGCUCACGGGCUUGGGCUACGACGAACACGAAUCCUCAAAGAUGGGCUUCGGGGGCGACGGAGUCCAGCUGUUCUCUGUCGUAGCUACUGGCAUCAUAACACUCCGCAUACCGAAUACGCGAAUCAUCACGAGCAUUGUGUCGAACAUUAUCGUAAUUAUUGGCGCAUGCAUCGUCAGCACCCAGACAGACAACCACACCCGCCUGGCCGGCCUGUAUAUCAUGUACGUAAAUACUGUCACUUAUGGAAUGGUGAUGAGCCUGGUUGCGUCCAAUAUCGGAGGCUUCACGAAAAAGGCAACAUGUAGCGUCAUGGUAUUUGUCGGCUACGCUACAGGACAAAUCAUCGCACCUCAAUUCUUCCGCGACAACGAGAAGCCGUCGUACCCAACGGGCUUCCGAGCUUUUUACGUAUCCACAGCCCUCAUGGUCGUCAUCCUCAUUGGCUUGUACAUCCAUCUCUGGCGCGAGAAUAGGCGCCGCGACAAGAUCAGCUCUGCGUUCAAUCCCGACGAUCAAGCUGACAUGAGUGCAUUUUUGGACAAGACGGAUAAAGAGCAAACUUCGUUCCGCUACGUGCUUUGA